Babesia bovis T2Bo is the source of this 485-nucleotide messenger RNA. RefSeq lists its product as uncharacterized. The record is from RefSeq and is a predicted model, not a curated record. NCBI's taxonomy places the organism in Eukaryota, Apicomplexa, Aconoidasida, Piroplasmida, Babesiidae. The transcript has a single exon. Bases 23 to 457 code for a protein of 144 amino acids.
CUGCAUCACUACCAUCGUAACCAUGUUGGUCUACCCAGUCCUAGUGCUAGCCCUGGGUACCCUAUGGCCACUGGACUGGACACCUACCAGACUGGGUUCACUGAGCCCAGUGACUGGCCACUACCACGGCACUACAUGGGCCAUGGCAGAGAAAGUGACUGGAGGUGAUGAUCCUGAGGAUGUGGUAAAGAAUUUGAAGGAUGCUCCUAAGGGUAGUGAUGGGUGGUUCACCAAGUUGGCGAAAGAAUGGGAUUUAGUGGACCAAAAUGGAAAAUUCCAUUGGGGAUUCCACGUAGUGUUAUUUCUAUUGAUGGUUAUAUUUGGGGUAAUGGCAGUAGGUUUUAUAGGGUGGGGAUUUGGAGAUAAUAAAGUGAUAUAUGGGAUGCUAGUCGCAUUGUUAGGAGUGGGUAUAUUCGUAGGACUUGGUAUAGCAAUGAAGGUAACAAAUAAAUGGUGAGCCAAAUUGUGUCGCCAAAGUGACGUGG